ACUUCCUGUUUUAUUAAUUGCGAAUUUUCAAAUUACAUAAAUUUUAAACAGUGUGCUAAUAAAGAUUUAUAACAGAAAAUACACUGGACUCUAUAUGAAAUUUAUUACAAAAUGACAGGAUUGUACCUUGGAAUUAUUUUUACACCUCUUUUUGCCGCUGCAGUGAAUGGAGAAAGCACACAAUGUAGCAAGGACUGUGUAAUAGACCCGAACACAUUGCAAGAUUUAUGUAACAAUGUAAAAGGGUCAGACGAAGAGGACAACAAACUUCUUGUAUUGGCUAUAAGUGGGUGGUCAUUCUUUUUAAUACUUUCGGUGUUUGUGUGUGUCGUAGCAAUAAAGGAAGGAUUUGUUAUUUGUGAAGAUCGGCGUGAAAUCAGGGGCAACGCAGGGGAGGUUAAAGAAUCACAAAACAGUUCUCAAUCAACAUACGAAUCUUUAAGAAACGAUCAACGUACAGAAAUUGUUCAAACACAUUAUGAACCUCUGCAGAUUGAAAAAGGAAAAAUUGCGGAGUACGAGAAUAUUGUUUCGUAAAUCAUUUGCUAGUAUCAUGUAAAAGGACAAAAAUCAAACAACUAAUUGUCCACUCGGAUGAAGACACAUUCUGUAUAUUAUUAUAGGUCUGCAUGUACUAAUAUUGUUGAAUGAUCACCAAACUUUGUCUGUAGCAUUCUUAGAGGGUUUGUUUAUCAAGUUUCCUCAAGAUAAUUUGAUUGGCCCCUGUUAGGGGCCGCUAAAGCUAAAAAUAGAAACACUCUGUAAACACUUUCUUCUACUGAACUGAUAUAUGGAUUAUUAGUAAAUAUUGUUUGUAGCUUUCUUAGCUGUUUACUUUUCAAGUUUGCUCAAAUUAACAUGAAUGGUCCCUUUUAGGGGCAUCGAGAGCAAAAAUAAUUAGAAAAAAACUUUUAAAUGACUUUUCUAAAUAAAUUGUUAGAAACACUAA
This is a messenger RNA of Ruditapes philippinarum (Manila clam), 949 nucleotides long. RefSeq lists its product as uncharacterized. NCBI's taxonomy places the organism in Eukaryota, Metazoa, Mollusca, Bivalvia, Venerida, Veneridae. The transcript is spliced from 6 exons. The coding region runs from base 112 to 537 and encodes 141 amino acids. The record is from RefSeq and is a predicted model, not a curated record.